AUGGCCGGCAGUUUCGGUCGCGGGCGCAUGUCUGUCGCGCCGGGAAGUGUCUCGAAUGCGUCUGCGGCGCGGCUUGCGGCGAAGCAGGCCGAAUUGCAGGCGCUGCAGAGCUUGCGCAACGAAUCUGCGACGCUGGCGCAAGAGAUGAGCAAGCUGGGCGACCGCGUCGAUACGCUCGUGCAGGGCGGUAGUGCGGUUGCAUCUGUGAUGGCGAGCUGGCAAGGCGUUUUUCGCGCUAUCCAAAUUGCACAAAGUACGUCGCAAACGCUUCUCACCGCAGCGGCCAUGGCAGCAUCGCAAGCGCUAGACAAGGAGGAGGAAGAGCGGCAAGUACCCGAUGCUGUUGUGCGCAUUCCUAUACAACAGGCAAGAGAGUAG
This is a messenger RNA of Malassezia vespertilionis, 378 nucleotides long. It is a transcript of the gene DAD2, whose product is annotated as DASH complex subunit dad2. Gene Ontology annotation, biological process: attachment of spindle microtubules to kinetochore; mitotic cell cycle. The record is from RefSeq and is a predicted model, not a curated record. NCBI's taxonomy places the organism in Eukaryota, Fungi, Basidiomycota, Malasseziomycetes, Malasseziales, Malasseziaceae. Bases 1 to 378 code for a protein of 125 amino acids. Gene Ontology annotation, cellular component: mitotic spindle midzone; mitotic spindle; mitotic spindle pole body. The transcript has 2 exons.